UUGUCUUCAAAUUGGCGGCUGUCGCGAGAUGUCGCGUGUACGUUGUGGAGGGAACGGCGUGACUUUUGUGACAAAUGUCAACCGGUUUUUGAGUUUUUCGUUUUAGCGCGAAAAUACAAUAGUAGAACAGAAAAUCAUGCUCGUAACUGAAUGACGACUUUGACGUGAAAUACGAAUGCGACUCUUUUGAUGAGGCGGUGCGCGAGUGAAUUAGAUUCGUCGGAAAUUGUUUGCCGGAAUUUCUCGCGCGAUCGCGGUCGAGGUUUAGGUUAUCUUCGUUGACGGGUUUACUUUUAUCUUCUCAUUUUUAAAUGGCAGAAACGUCGUUCGAAAACAACUGCAACAAUGAGCCAGAUGUCGAGACAACUUGCAGUGACACGGAACGUCAUGACAGAGAACGCACUCCGCUACAGUCUGUGAAAUACAUCGACAACUCCAUUUUCAAUACCAUUUCUAAAAUUGUUAAUCCUACGACAAAGGUUCCAGAUAUCCAGGAUUUUAAAAUAGUAAAACCAAUAAGCAGAGGAGCGUUUGGUAAAGUAUUUUUAGGGUACAAGAAGUCCAAUCCUGAGCAGAUAUACGCGAUUAAAAUGAUGAAGAAGAACGAGAUGAUAAAUAAGAACAUGGCGUCGCAAGUUGUGAUCGAACGCAACGCACUGGCGCUGACUCGAAGCCCGUAUUGUGUACAACUGUUUUACUCGUUGCAAUCUCUCAGCACUGUGUAUCUAGUCAUGGAGUAUAUGGUAGGCGGAGAUCUCAAGAGUUUGCUCGGCGUUUACGGCUUCAUGGAGGAGCCUAUGGCGGCGUUUUACAUCGCUGAGGUGUGUUUAGCAUUGGAAUAUCUUCAUUCGCACGGUAUCGUGCACAGGGACUUGAAACCGGACAACAUGCUUCUCUCGCGCGAGGGACACGUGAAGCUCACAGACUUCGGACUCAGUAAAAUAUCGUCCCUGCACAGAGAUCUUGAAAUAUCCGAUCUGGUAAAUCCCACGACUCCUAGUUUAUGCACGAGAACGCCCGGCCAGCUACUCUCUCUGACGUCUCAUCUGUCUUUCGGCUCCGGUCAGAAGUCCAGCUGCGAAUCGAAUCUCAGCGACAGGAGUACACCCCUUAAUCUACUCUCCGCGUUGCAGAGACAUUGUACGAAGUCCGGAGGACACAUGUCGCCGAAUUCGGUUUCCUCAUACGCCGCGUCUGAAGAUUACUCUCGGAUAUCUGGCGUCACGCCUUUCCAAUCGGCGGAAGAUCUGCGAUUCGAGCAUAGUAAUCAAAGUAUAGAAGAGGAUGACAGCCUUGGUAAAAAGCAAGAGGACGAAAACACAGACACUUCGGACAGCUAUCACACCUGCGAAGCAUUGUCUUCCGCUCCACCAAGCACCGACCAUACUGUUGUUAACGAUCAUAAUGAUCGAACGGUUCAUGCCGAACAUACCGAUCAGAACUUAGAAGAGGAAGAGAACGAAUUCACGCUCGAAGCUGAACAACAGCCAUCUCUCGUGCAUACCAGUCCGGUGAGCACGUGCGCUAACUCAUUCGUGAUUCGGGGAUCAAAGAGAAAGCGACCUGGAACGACAUGCGGAACGACGGGUUUAACGUGCGAGAUCAACGCUAUGGAUCUGGACGUCGACAGAACACCCAAGAGAAAUAAUCGUGACCCGAUAUUUGCCUGCACGAGCCCGAUAACCAACGUUUCGGUGCCUGUAGAUUCAACAAUUGUCAUCGCUGACGUUACAAAUAACGGAAACAAAACACCGAAUCAAAACACCGAGCAGGAUGCUGGAUCAGCUGGUAGAGUAGCUUUUAGCACACCAGUGUCUUCCACCAGGCAGAGAGGUGACAACGAGAAUAAGGAACAGCGCUAUGAAGAGGAGGACGCUAGGAGUUUCAUAAAGACGAGAUUUCGACUGCCACCACCGCCCGCUUUGCACUCUGCGACCGAUCAUACGGAUUCGGACACCACAUCCGAAGGUCACCGCUCGCCUCAAGGUAUCUCGCCUAUAAAGACGCCGGUGACAUCAGGUAAUUGUUACACGCCUUACAGAACACCGAAAUCCGUCAGGAGAGGCGGUCAGAGUGGCGUUAGCAGAUCGGACGACCGCAUACUCGGCACGCCUGAUUAUCUGGCGCCGGAAUUGCUGCUCAAAAAAGGUCACGGACCGGCUGUUGACUGGUGGGCGUUGGGCGUGUGUCUGUAUGAAUUCUGCACUGGUAUACCGCCGUUCAACGACGAAACACCCCAGGCAGUGUUCAAGAAUAUUCUUGCGCGCGACGUUCCCUGGCCCAAGGACGGAGAGGCUCUGUCAUCUGCCGCGACCGAGGCCAUCGACGCGCUUCUCACGUUAGAUCAAGCGAUGCGACCCUCGGCAAAGGAGGUGCGCGCUAUGGCCCUCUUUCACGACUUUCCCUGGAACGAACCGUCGAAAGCGAUACCGCCGUUCAUCCCACAGCCGGACGAUAAGUACGAUACGUACUACUUUCAAACACGGAAUACUAUGCAGCAAUUGAAUAUAAGUAAUUGCGAUACGUAGCAUUAUGUCGCAUGCAGACGUGGCAGAAAUAGAAGCUUUAUAAUGUCGAGAAAAGAUGGUAUUAUACAUAACUUUAUUUUUUAUACACUCGUGUAUGUAUAGAGCAAUAUAUAAUAUUCUUGUUAUUACACUUGUAAUCUCCAGGUUCGCAUUUCUUAUCAGGUAAAUGAAUGUAAUGGUGGCUUUAUAUUAAUGAUAAACAAAAGCGUAUACAUGAAACACGAUGAUGUGAAACUUAAGAUGAUACGAUUAAUUAAAAAAAAAAAAUAUGACAAUAUUAAAGGACAGUGGUCAAAAUGGGCAAACUUUUUUUUAAUGCUAUAAGCGAAUUUUCCACGAGUUCUAAAAUUCGCCUAUUUUGAUCAUUUUCCUUUCUUAAAAAAAAAAAA
Molecule: messenger RNA, 2917 nt
Organism: Pseudomyrmex gracilis
Lineage: Eukaryota; Metazoa; Arthropoda; Insecta; Hymenoptera; Formicidae
Gene: gwl
Product: serine/threonine-protein kinase greatwall
Exons: 3
Coding region: 312-2528 (738 amino acids)
Biological process (GO): peptidyl-serine phosphorylation; intracellular signal transduction
Cellular component (GO): nucleus
Molecular function (GO): ATP binding; protein serine/threonine kinase activity
Source: RefSeq, a predicted model, not a curated record